Camelina sativa (false flax) is the source of this 1555-nucleotide messenger RNA. Its product is annotated as transcription factor HHO2. NCBI's taxonomy places the organism in Eukaryota, Viridiplantae, Streptophyta, Magnoliopsida, Brassicales, Brassicaceae. The record is from RefSeq and is a predicted model, not a curated record. Gene Ontology annotation, molecular function: DNA binding; DNA-binding transcription factor activity. Gene Ontology annotation, biological process: regulation of DNA-templated transcription.
UCUAAAAAGAUCCAAAAGAAAAAGAAAAAAACUCUCAAAGAUUCGUUUAGGUACGCGACGCCCCGACCUCGAUCCCCUUCACUUCUUCUUCUUUUUUGUUCCAAUUACCAAAACCCUCUCUCUAUCUCUAUCUCUAUCUCUUCAACUCUAUGCUUUGAUUCCAUUUAAAAGAUCCAUUAUUCUUUCUCCAUUUGAGAUUAAUUAAAGCUUCUUCUUCUUCUUCUUCUUCUUCUUCUUCUUCUUCUUCUUUUUUCUCUAUAGAUCUAUCUACCCAUUUGGUUUACCUUUUUAGUAAUGAUGGUGGAGAUGGAUUACGCUAAGAAAAUGCAGAAAUGUCAUGAAUACGUUGAAGCACUUGAACAAGAACAGAAAAAAAUCCAAGUCUUUCAACGCGAGCUUCCUUUCUGUUUAGAACUCGUUACUCAAGCGAUCGAAGCUUGUCGGAAGGAGUUAUCUGGUACGACAAUAUCAGAACAACAGUGUUCUGAACAGACGACAAGUGUUUGUGGUGGUCCUGUUUUCGAAGAGUUCAUUCCAAUCAAGAAGCGUUCCUUGUCUCAAGAAGAUGAAGAAGAUGAAGAAGAAGAUGAACAUGAAUCUUCUCCAGAACUUGAACAGACUAAUAAGAAAUCUGAUUGGCUUAGAUCUGUUCAGUUAUGGAAUCCAUCACCGGAUCUUAACCCUAAAGAGGAGCGUGUAGUUAAGAGAGCGAAAGUGGUGGAGGUGAAACCAAAAAGCGGUGCGUUUCAACCGUUUCAAAAGGAGAAAAAACGCGUUUUGGAAACUGAUUUGCAACCUGCGGCGGUGAAAGUUGCCAGUUCUGCGCCGGCGACGACUACUAGCUCCACCACGGAAACUGGUGGUGCUAAAAGUGAUUUGGAUAAAGUUGGAGAGGAGCAGAUACAGAUGACACAGCAGCACCAAACUCAAACGCAUAGAAAACAAAGACGAUGCUGGUCGCCGGAGUUACACCGACGAUUCCUAAACGCACUUCAACAGCUCGGAGGAUCUCAUGUUGCUACUCCUAAACAGAUUAGAGAUCAUAUGAAAGUUGAUGGAUUAACAAAUGACGAAGUGAAAAGCCAUUUACAGAAAUAUAGACUUCAUACAAGAAGGCCAGCGACAACGGUAGCGGCACAGAGUAAUGGUAACCCGCAACAGCCACAAUUCGUGGUGGUUGGAGGCAUUUGGGUGCCGUCGCCACAAGAUUUUCAUCCACCGUCAGAUGCAGCCAACAACGGUGGUGGUGUAUAUGCUCCAGUUGCUGUGGCGGCGCAAUCUCCAAAACGUUCCGUGGAGAGAAGCUGUAACUCGCCGGGAGCAUCUUCCUCUACAAAUACAGCCACAACUCCUGUGUCAUAGUACUAGACUACUACUAGUCAAGUAGUCCGUGGUUUGGAUUUUGUAGGUUUAAUAAUGCUGAGUGUAAAAAUGGUCUUCGUCCGUUUUGUUUUUGUGACCAAGAAAUGUGUUUUUCGUAGGUUGAAUUUUUUGAAUAAAAUAGACGAAUGUUAUAUUAUAUAGUAUGUACAUGGCUUAAGUAAUUAUUUUUUUU